AUGCCACCAAAAAAGAAGCAACAGCCAUCAGAUAAGAAUAAAGCCAAGGCCAAGGCUAAAUCAGCCGAAGAUAAGACCUUUGGUAUGAAAAACAAGAAUAAGUCGAAAAGAGUGCAACAACAAAUUAAUCAAUUGCAAGCAGGUAUUGAUGGAGGAGCAGCCAAGAGGAAAGAAGCCGAAGCCAAGAGGAAAGCCGAGGAAAAGAAGGCUGCUGAAGAAGCCAAGAGGGAAGCAGCUAAACUUUUCGGAAUACAACAACAAAAAGUACCCUUUGGAGUUGAUCCAAAGUCAGUCUUGUGUGAGUUUUUCAAACAAGGUGUUUGCACCAAAGGAAACAAGUGUAAAUUCAGUCACGAUCCAAAUGUCGGAAGAAAAGAUGCCAAGAAGGAUUUGUACACUGAUGCAAGAGAGGAAAAGGAGCAAGAUACAAUGGAUAACUGGGAUGAAGAGAAAUUGCGUAGCGUCAUUCUUUCCAAGCAUGGUAAUCCAAAAACUACAACUGACAAGGUUUGUAAGUACUUCAUAGAUGCAGUGGAGAAUGGUAAAUAUGGAUGGUUUUGGGUGUGUCCGAAUGGUGGUAAUGAAUGUAAAUAUAAACACUCAUUGCCACCAGGAUUCGUAUUAAAGACAAAAGAGCAAAAGAAGUUGGAAAAACUAGCGGCAGAAAGUGCACCAAAGAUUACACUAGAGGAAUUUUUAGAGUUGGAAAGAAGCAAGUUAGACAAGAGUACAUUUACACCAAUUACAGCUGAGUCGUUCAGGAAAUGGAAGAUUGAGCAAAAAUCAAAGAAGGAGGAUCAAAAGAAGGAAGAGGAAAAGAAAAGUGGGAAGAAACCGCAAACUGGUAGACAGGUUAUAUUGGAGAAAUUCUCCGACAAGUAUUACACGGAGGAGGAUGAUGGUGGAGAAACUUGGGACUUGUCUCAGUUUAAAUCGGAUCUUCCUGAUGAUAAUACUAUAAAGGAUUAUGGAGACGGGUCCAAUGCGCAGGAGUAUUAUCAAGAUGAGGUGAAGGAAAACGGAGACGCCAAAGUUAAUGGUGAGACAGUUAUUCAUGCCUAA
Lodderomyces parapsilosis is the source of this 1062-nucleotide messenger RNA. RefSeq lists its product as uncharacterized. Gene Ontology annotation, biological process: cytoplasmic translation. The transcript has a single exon. Lineage: Eukaryota; Fungi; Ascomycota; Pichiomycetes; Serinales; Debaryomycetaceae. Gene Ontology annotation, molecular function: mRNA binding; metal ion binding. The coding region runs from base 1 to 1062 and encodes 353 amino acids. Gene Ontology annotation, cellular component: cytosol. The record is from RefSeq and is a predicted model, not a curated record.